Messenger RNA from Scomber scombrus (Atlantic mackerel), 3649 nucleotides. RefSeq names its product wings apart-like protein homolog. NCBI's taxonomy places the organism in Eukaryota, Metazoa, Chordata, Actinopteri, Scombriformes, Scombridae. The record is from RefSeq and is a predicted model, not a curated record. Gene Ontology annotation, biological process: regulation of chromosome condensation.
UUGACGCAGCGCAGUAAUGGAAGCCUUCGUCUUAACCCGGAGGAGACAAUCGGUUUAGAGACUCAGCUUAAAAACAGGGGCAAAUAUCAGUCAAUGGCGUUAUAAACCAACCGCACUUAUACUCAACAAUCCUGCUCUCCACUUCUUCUCUCUGCUGUUGUGUUUCUAAACCACCUAUCGAGUCUGUGUCGGUGUGUUUUCGGCCUUGUUUAUAGUGUAGCAGCAGCAGCAGCAGGAGGAGGAGGAGGUGCAGCAGGAGGAGGUGCAAGCAGGAGGCCUCAGCUCAACUCUUAACUAACUCACCAAAGAAUAUGACCCAGAUGCAACAAUGACAUCCAGAUUUGGUAAAACCUACAGCCGCAAGGGAGGAGAGGGCACGUCCAAGUUUGACGAAGUUCUGUCCACCAAGCGAGGCACGCUCAGCACCAAAUGGGGCGACACCAAGUACAAAGCCAAGGUGGGAUCCAAGCGCGCCGGCGCUCCCAAGAACGACUCCGUCCUGGAGGUUUAUAAGCGGCCGCGUCCGAGCGGCGACGGCUUCGAGGAUCCGUUCGGGUUCGACAGCGACGAGGAAUCCAAGCCCGUUUCCUCCCGCAGCGGCAGCAAGUCGUCUCCCGCCAAGCCGGCCUCGGCGGAGCCCCCCCAGGCGGAGAGGCCGAGCGUCUCUCUGGACCUAGGGAGCAGGUCAAGCCUCCUCUCCUCGUCCUCCGCUCCAGCUGUGCCGUGGCUCAGCAGCGACAGGAACCAGCCCAAGGUGGUGGACACCGCCCAGUUCUUCAACAGCAGCAGCAGCAGUACGAGCAGAGCAAAGCCGCAGCAGAGUUCCUCGUUGUCGUUGGAGACCCAGCACAGCUACUCGUGGUACCAGAACGCCUCCGAGAGCGACCGGAUGCCGCUGGCUCAGACCACCACCCUGAAGACCGGUUCCAAAGCCGAGCCCACCUACGACGACUGGGAUGCCAUCGUGGGCCUCCGUCCUCCCGAGCCCAUCCAGGAACCUCGUAACCCCGCUACGUUGUCGUGGACGACGGCUGGAACUGCCUCGAGCCGCCGCGACCCGGUGCCGACCCGGUAUGAGAAGCCCCCUUCCCCUCCACGGCUCCAGAGCCUCAUGGAGAGCGACGACCUAGUGGACGACUCGGACUUCCUUUUUGAGUCUACAAACUACUCCCAGACGUCCACCACCACCACCUCCUCCACCUCCUCUUCCUCCUCCUCUUCGUCACUUGUAAGAAACACUAACUGUCGGACGUACAGGAGGCCAAACAAAGGCAAGGCCUCGGACUCCAGCGCCUUCAACAGCACCGUUUUUGGUGCAGAUCUUCCCAAAUCCACAUCCGACGGCAGUAAUAAGACGACAGGCGGCGGCGGUGGUGGCGGCGCUAGAGGCGGAGGCAGCGGAGGAGGGCGAGGCAGGACGAGAGAUUACACGGUGCUUCACCCUUCCUCCGUGUCCAUGUGUAACGUCACCAUCCAGGAGCGAGGCGUGGAGGAGUAUAGCAGCGACGCGCAGCCCUCUAGCGGUAGCAGCAGCAGCGCCGGUUCUGGCAGUACGACGGAGCUCGGAGAGGCGGGAUGGCAGCGGAAGAAGACGGAGCAGCAAAACACAAGGUUCAGGCCGACUCAGCCCAAAUCAAAGAAGGACAGUAAGCUGGAGCUGUUCGGUUUCGAUGACGCCGACCCCCGCCAGGAGAACAGCUCCGACAACGCCGACGGUGGCGGCGGCUCCAAUUACAAGAUCAAAUACUUCGGCUUCGACGACAUGAGCGACAGCGACGGCGCCGACGACGACGGCGACAACAACAACAUGCCCAAACAGAGGAGGAAGGCCAAGAAGGUGAUGAGCGUGGAGGAGGAAACGACACCGGUCAACGACUCGCCCGACCCCAUCGAGAGGUUCGACAGUUUCGAGAAGCCCGAGAGGCCCGAGAGGUUCGAGAGGCGGGAAAAACCCACGGCCAGGGAGAGCAAGAAGAACUCUGAGAGGCUGGACAGCAGGAUGAGAAUACACACAGACGUCUUGGACUUCUCGGAGGAAGGUCUCAGGGUUGUGGCCGGAGCUACCAGGAGGCCGCCUCAGGGCAAGACGCAGGCGGAGAAGAACCCCGACUCCUUCAGGAGGAUCUUUAGUGCACACAAGAAGUCUCCAACCAAAGCCGUGUACAACGCCCGACACUGGACGGUGGACAGCGAGGAGCCGCCUCCAACUGUCUUCUCACGAUCACAGACAGCUCCUGCGGCGGCGGCCUCGGCUUCGGCUUCGGCAUCGGCCUCGGCAACGGCAGGAGGUUCGAGUAAGGAGCUGACCGAUGCUCAGAAGGACAACGGUCUAUUUAAGACUCCUCCACCUCCUCCUAAAGUCACCAAGUGUGUCAUUCCCACCAAUCUCUACCAGGACACCGUCACCACACUCAAAUGCCGCAAGGAGCACAAAGAGCUGUAUACAGUCGUCCAGCAUGUGAAGCACUUCAACGACGUGGUGGAGUUCGGAGAGAACCAGGAGUUUACCGACGACUUCGAGUAUCUGGCUACGGGUCUGAAGAGCGGUCAACCUCUCAACACGCGCUGCCUUAGUGUGAUCAGCCUGGCUACGCGCUGCGCCAUGCCCAGCUUCAGGAUGCACCUCAGGGCCAGAGGGAAGGUGGCUCAAGUCUUCAAAACACUCAAUGACGCUCCGCAGCACCCGAACCUGGCUCUGUGCACAGCGUCUCUGAUGUACAUCCUCAGCAGAGACCGGCUCAACAUGGACCUGGACCGGUCCUGUCUGGACCUGAUGAUCCGGCUGCUGGAGGACCAGGACCAGGCGGCCGUGUGCGUGAUCGUAGACUCCACCGCGCAGCUGAGCGACAGAGAGAUCGCCAAGAUGAAGGAGAAGAUCCGAAAGCUCUGCGACACCGUUCACAACAAGCAUCUGGACCUGCAGAACAUCACGACGGGACAUUUAGCCAUGGAGACGUUACUGUCUCUGACUUCGAAGCGAGCAGGAGACUGGUUCAAAGAGGAGCUGCGGCUACUGGGAGGACUGGACCACAUAGUAGAUAAAGUGAAGGAGUGUGUUGAUAAUCUGAACCAGGAGGAUGAUAAGGAGAAGCUGGUGUCGUCUCUGUGGGGAGCUGAGAGAUGUUUACGAGUGCUGGAGAGCGUGACCGUCCACAACCCAGAGAACCAGAGCUACUUGAUCGCCUACAAAGACUCGUCGCUUAUCGCCUCCAGCGCAAAAGGGUUGAGCAGGUGUGAGUCGAUGAUCCAGCGUUACAGCAGACAGCUGAACACUGACUCUCGAGCCGUGGUGGGAAAAGCUGUAGAGAACUGUAUGAGAGCCAUCAUCGGAGUCCUGCUCAACCUGACGCAUGAUAACGAGUGGGGCAGCACAAAGACAGGAGAGCAGGAGGAUUUAAUCGUCACGGCUCUGAACUGUGUUCUCAAAGUCCCCCAGUAUCUACCACAGGAGCAGAGGUUCGACAUCCGAGUCCUGGGUCUCGGCCUGCUGAUCAACCUGGUGGAGUACAGCGCCAGGAACAGGUACGGCCUCAUGGAGAUGGAGAUGGAGGGAGGUCAGGGUCCCUGCGACUCCACCGUCCUGCUCAACCCUCCGCACCUGGAAAUAGCCAGCACCGGCCCGCUGAGCGCCAUCGCUGCACUUGUACAG